Messenger RNA from Papaver somniferum (opium poppy), 1332 nucleotides. RefSeq lists its product as uncharacterized. The transcript is spliced from 2 exons. The record is from RefSeq and is a predicted model, not a curated record. Lineage: Eukaryota; Viridiplantae; Streptophyta; Magnoliopsida; Ranunculales; Papaveraceae. Gene Ontology annotation, cellular component: plasma membrane. Bases 199 to 969 code for a protein of 256 amino acids.
CAAAAAACCAAUUCACAUUCCCCACUUUCUCCAUCUCCCCAUCUCUCUCCUCCCAUAAAAAGAGAGAGAAACAGAAAAUGUUGGUCUAGAAAAAAGAAGUUGAACAGAGAUUUGGAAGCUCUGGUGAAGUUCAGAACUUAAAAAAAAAUAAUGAGUUUGUGGAAUUAACAAUUAAGUAAAAGCAAAGUGUAGAAGAAGAUGACAACAAGGAAUGGAGAAGAAGAACAACACCAUACAUCAAUAAGAUUACCCCCAUCAUCAACAGCAACAGCAAAUAAUCAUCAUCAUCCCCCAAAUCACAGCAAUAGAUAUUACCCAACUCAUAACUACCCAACACAUUCAACAUCAUCAUCAAGAGCAUCAUUCAAAGGCUGUUGUUGUUGUUUAUUUCUCCUCUUAACAUUUCUAGGUUUACUAGUACUUGCUGUAAUACUAAUCAUAGUUUUAGCAGUAAAACCCAAAAAACCUCAAUACGAAUUACAACAAGUUAGUGUUCAGUAUGUUGGUAUAGCAGCAGCAACAUCAGGUGGUGCAAUAUCAAGUAACAGUAUAGUACCAUCAGCAUCAUUAUCGUUCAAUAUCAAGAUGAUUUUCACGGCUGUAAAUCCUAAUAAGGUAGGGAUUCAAUAUAGUCCGACUCAAUUUGAUGUGAUGUAUAGAGGUGUUCCUCUUGGAAGAGCUUCGAUUCCUGGAUUUGAUCAGCCUGCUCAUAGUGUUAGACAAGUUCAGACUACUAUUAGUGUUGAUAGAGUUAAUUUGCUCCAAGCUGAAGCUACUGAUUUGGUUAAAGAUGCUACUCUUUAUGAUCGUGUUGAGCUUAGGAUUACUGGCGAUGUUGGUGCUAAGAUCCGUCUUCUGGGUAUCACUUCCCCUAAAGUUAAGGUAUCAGUGGACUGUGCAAUAGUGAUUAGUCCAAGGAAGAGUUCUUUGACAUACAAACAAUGUGGUGUUGAUGGGUUGAAUGUCUAGUGAAGAAAGCAUCUCAAGGUGAACCUAAGCUGCAUCAUCAACUUUGGAUUGGAAUUUUUAACAUCCUUUUUAUUUAGAGAGAAAAAGAAGAAGAAAGGGAGAAACCCUUGUUCUACCACCUUAUGUUGUCCACUUUAUGAGCAAAGUGAAUCAAAAGGUCGAUAAAAUUGAAAGUAAAGAGAGACAGAGAGGAAAAAAAAGAAAGAAAGGAAGCUCUCUGUUGAAUAGGAGUACAUCUCAUGAUUUGAGAAAUGCGAGCUUUUUUUUGCCCAUCUUAUUAUUAUUGUUUAUUUAUUAUUGCAAAACUAGUGAAUUGUUCCUUGCCUUUAGUAUAUAGUAUAUCCAAGUGCUGGUUUAUUCUUA